Messenger RNA from Nicotiana tabacum (common tobacco), 1615 nucleotides. Lineage: Eukaryota; Viridiplantae; Streptophyta; Magnoliopsida; Solanales; Solanaceae. The record is from RefSeq and is a predicted model, not a curated record.
AAGCUUGCAAUCUCAAAAUUUAUUUCACAAAUAGCCAAUCUCUCUUUCCGAAUCAACAAUUCCACCAAAAGGUGAACAAAGAGAAAUUAGCAGUAGAAAGAGAUGGAAGUAUGAGCUGCAGUUGAAAAUGAAAUCCUCAUUUCUGUUUUUUUUCCUUCUCUUUUCUACUUACUUUUGCAAUGGGAUCGCAUCAACUUCCUCUGCGAUGCAUACUAACAAUUGGGCUGUUUUGGUCUGCACUUCUCGUUUCAGGUUUAAUUACAGACACAUGGCUAAUACUUUGUCUCUGUACAGAACUGUAAAACGAUUAGGCAUACCUGAUGAAAGAAUUAUUCUGAUGUUGGCUGAUGAUAUGGCUUGUAAUUCUCGGAAUAAAUAUCCUGCACAGGUCUUUAACAAUGAAAACCACAGGCUAAACCUAUAUGGAGAUAACGUUGAGGUAGAUUAUCGAGGUUAUGAAGUAACGGUUGAAAAUUUUUUGAGGGUAUUGACUGGUCGUCACGAAACAGCUGUCCCAAGAUCAAAACGUCUUCUUAGUGAUGAAGGAAGCCACAUACUUCUGUACAUGACAGGGCAUGGUGGAGACGAGUUUUUAAAAUUUCAGGAUUCAGAGGAGCUUCAAAGUCAUGAUUUAGCUGAUGCAGUGAAACAAAUGAAAGAAAAGCGUAGAUUCAAGGAGCUGCUAAUAAUGGUUGACACUUGCCAAGCUGCUACUCUUUUCUCUCAGCUUCAAUCACCUGGCGUUUUGGCAAUUGGGAGCAGCAUGAAAGGGGAAAAUUCAUACUCACAUCACUUGGAUGCUGAUGUUGGCGUUUCAGUUAUAGAUCGAUUCACAUUUUAUACCCUUGCAUUUUUUGAGAGGGUGAACAUAUAUGCUAAUGCCUCAUUGGGCAGCCUUUUCAGUUCAUAUAAUCCAAAUAUGCUGAUGUCAACUGCAUAUUAUCGAACAGAUCUAUACCCUCGUCGACUAGAAGAGGUAUCUGUGACAAAUUUUUUCGGUUCAGUCAUGGAGACGAUACACACUGAUUCUGCUUAUAAAGCAUUCACUGGCAAAGAUUCCACAUUAGAGAUGCCUCGGGAAAUCCAGCCAAGACAUACGGCGAACCCUAGCAAGUUCAGAUGUUCAAUGUCCAACCAGUGACUCAAAUAUUGAGGAUCCACAAGAUUCUUGUCCUUUCACACAUUUUUGGAAUUCAAUGAAUGACAAAAUGAGAAAGGUUGAGGGUCUGGAUAGCUUGGUGAACUUUAGCUUGUUGUUGAUGUUUCCGUUGGUGGCAUUUUCCUCUUGGCUCUCAUGUUGAAGGAAAUGUCAACUAUAUUUACAUGGGGAAACCCAGACAAUCCGGCAGCCGUCUUUAGUUGAUAAGUUUGAGUUUCUUGCCUCCUAGACUGUCUCAGAAGCGGAGGCAAGAUAUCAAUUUUUUUGAAACAGCGGAGGCAAUAGCAAUUGAUACUUAAAAGGAGCGCUAUUGGUCCUGCACUAUUUCACUUCCAUGUUUGUUGAAAACAUUGGUUCGAUGCAAGCUGUUCAUCUAAUGAAAAGUGUCCCAGCAGCCAAUUGAGGCGCCAUUGUACUGCAAAAUAGAAAUUAUAGUACCUUUCACAAGUAGAGCAA